GACAGUGAUGGGAUCCCAUGGUCAGAAGAGAGAGUGGUACGGAAAGUCCUUUAUUUGUCUCUGAAGGAAUUCAAGAAUGCACAGAAAAGGCAGCAUGGGGAGGGCAUUGCUGGGAGCCUGAAAACAGUGAAUGGGCUCCUUGGUAAUGACCAGUCUAAGGCCUUAGGACCCGCAUCAGAGCAGUCAGAGAAUGAGAAGGACGAUGCAUCCCAAGUGUCCUCUACUAGCAACGAUGUUAGUUCUUCAGAUUUUGAAGAAGGGCCGUCGAGGAAAAGGCCCAGGCUGCAAGCACAAAGAAAGUUUGCUCAAUCUCAGCCGAAUAGUCCCAGCACAACUCCAGUGAAGAUUGUGGAGCCUUUGCUACCCCCGCCAGCUACUCAAAUUUCUGACCUCUCUAAAAGGAAGCCUAAGACAGAAGACUUUCUUACCUUUCUCUGCCUUCGAGGUUCUCCUGCACUGCCCAGCAGUAUGGUAUAUUUUGGAAGCUCUCAGGAUGAGGAGGAUGUCGAAGAGGAAGAAGAUGAGACAGAAGAUGUCAAAACAGCCAACAACAAUGCUUCGUCUUCAUGCCAGUCCACCCCCAGGAAAGGAAAAACCCAUAAGCAUGUACACAAUGGACAUGUCUUCAAUGGCUCCAACAGGUCAACACGGGAGAAAGAACCCGCUCAAAAACACAAAAGCAAAGAGGCCACUCCCGGGAAGGAGAAGCACAUUGACCACAGGGCAGACAGCCGAAGGGAUCAGGCUUCAGUGGCUCAGCCCACAGGCACCCCCUCUGCGGGCUCCUUGGCCAAGGGGCUUCCUGCCAACCACCAACUUCCCCCUCCACAUCGGUCGGCUCAGGACUUACGGAAACAGGUAUCUAAGGUAAAUGGAGUCACUCGAAUGUCAUCUCUGGGUGCAGGUACAACCAGUGCCAAAAAGAUCCGAGAAGUCAGACCUUCACCAUCUAAAACUGUGAAGUACACUGCCACAGUGACCAAGGGGACUGUCACAUACACCAAAGCCAAGAGAGAACUGGUUAAGGAAACCAAACCCACCCACCACAAGCCCAGUUCAGCUGUCAACCACACAAUCUCAGGGAAAACUGAAAGUAGCAAUGCAAAAACACGCAAACAGGUGCUAUCCCUCGGGGGGGCGUCCACGUCCACGUCCACCGGGCCUGCUGCCAGUGGCCUUAAGGCCAGCAGCAGGUUGAACCCAAAGUCAUGCACUAAGGAGGUGGGGGGGCGGCAGCUGAGGGAGGGGCUGCGGAAUUCCAAGAGGAGACUGGAAGAGGCACAGCAGGUGGACAAGCCGCAGUCAGCCCCCAAGAAGAUGAAAGGGGCAGCAGGCUUUGCUGAAGCCUCUGGCAAAAAGGCCUCAGCAGCUUCUGCAGAGAAAUCUCUGCUGAAUGGACACGCGAAGAAGGAAGUGCCCGAGCGAAGUUUGGAAAGGAAUCGGCCAAAGCGGGCCACAGCUGGCAAGAACACGCCGGGCAAACAAGCACACGGCAAGGCAGAGGGCACCCCCUGUGAAAAUCGUUCUACCUCGCAACCCGAGUCCUCGCACAAGCCGCACGAUCCGCAGGGCAAGCCAGAGAAGGGGAUUGGCAAAUCUGGGUGGGCAGCAAUGGACGAGAUCCCUGUCCUCAGGCCCUCCGCCAAGGAGUUCCACGACCCUCUCAUCUACAUUGAGUCAGUACGUGCUCAGGUGGAAAAGUAUGGGAUGUGUCGUGUGAUUCCCCCUCCAGACUGGCGGCCAGAGUGCAAGCUCAACGAUGAGAUGCGCUUUGUCACGCAGAUCCAGCACAUCCAUAAGCUGGGCCGGCGCUGGGGCCCCAACGUACAGCGGCUAGCCUGCAUCAAGAAGCACCUCAGAUCUCAGGGCAUCACCAUGGAUGAGCUCCCCCUCAUAGGAGGCUGUGAGCUCGACCUGGCCUGCUUUUUCCGGUUGAUUAAUGAGAUGGGCGGCAUGCAGCAAGUGACUGACCUCAAAAAAUGGAACAAACUAGCAGACAUGCUGCGUAUUCCCAAAACUGCCCAGGACCGGCUGGCCAAACUGCAGGAGGCCUACUGCCAGUACCUGCUCUCCUAUGACUCCCUGUCCCCCGAGGAGCACCGACGGCUGGAGAAAGAGGUGCUGAUGGAGAAGGAGAUCCUAGAGAAGCGCAAAGGGCCAUUAGAGGGGCACACAGAGAAUGACCACCACAAGUUCCACUCCCUGCCCCGCUUUGAGCCCAAAAAUGGGCUCAUCCAUGGCGUUACUCCCAGGAACGGCUUCCGUAGCAAGCUCAAGGAGGUGGGCCAGGCCCCACUCAAAACAGGCCGGCGGCGAUUGUUCGCUCAGGAAAAAGAAGCGGUCAAAGAGGAGGACGAGGACAAAGGUGUCCUCAGUGACUUCCACAAGUGCAUCUAUAAGGGAAGAUCUGUUUCUCUAACAACUUUUUAUCGAACAGCAAGAAACAUCAUGAACAUGUGCUUCAGCAAGGAGCCUGCACCAGCAGAGAUCGAGCAAGAGUACUGGAGGUUAGUGGAAGAGAAGGACUGUCAUGUGGCAGUUCACUGCGGGAAAGUGGACACUAACACCCACGGCAGCGGCUUCCCCGUGGGGAAAUCAGAGCCCUUUUCAAGGCAUGGAUGGAACCUCACCGUCCUCCCCAAUAACACAGGGUCCAUCCUGCGUCACCUUGGUGCUGUGCCUGGAGUGACUAUUCCCUGGCUAAAUAUUGGCAUGGUCUUUUCUACCUCAUGCUGGUCUCGAGACCAAAAUCACCUUCCAUAUAUUGACUACUUACACACUGGUGCUGACUGCAUUUGGUAUUGCAUUCCUGCUGAGGAGGAGAACAAGCUGGAAGAUGUGGUCCAUACCCUGCUGCAGGCCAAUGGUACCCCAGGGCUGCAGAUGCUGGAGAGCAAUGUCAUGAUCUCCCCAGAGGUGCUGUGUAAAGAGGGGAUCAAGGUCCACAGGACUGUGCAGCAAAGCGGGCAGUUUGUUGUCUGCUUUCCCGGGUCUUUUGUGUCCAAAGUAUGUUGUGGCUACAGCGUCUCAGAGACAGUGCACUUUGCUACCACCCAGUGGACAAGCAUGGGCUUCGAGACUGCCAAGGAGAUGAAGCGCCGCCACAUAGCUAAGCCAUUCUCCAUGGAGAAGUUGCUCUACCAGAUCGCACAAGCAGAAGCAAAAAAGGAAAAUGGUCCCACCCUCAGUACCAUCUCAGCCCUUCUGGACGAGCUCAGGGAUACAGAACUGCGGCAGCGCAGACAGCUGUUUGAGGCUGGCCUUCACUCUUCUGCCCGCUAUGGCAGCCAUGACGGCAACAGCACAGUGGCGGAUGGAAAGAAAAAGCCUCGAAAGUGGCUGCAGCUGGAAACGUCAGAGAGGAGGUGCCAGAUCUGCCAGCAUUUGUGCUACCUGUCCAUGGUGGUACAAGAGAAUGAGAAUGUCGUGUUCUGUCUGGAGUGUGCACUGCGCCAUGUGGAGAAACAGAAGUCUUGCCGUGGGCUGAAGCUGAUGUACCGCUAUGAUGAGGAGCAGAUCAUCAGUUUGGUCAACCAGAUAUGUGGCAAAGUGUCUGGCAAACACACUGACAUUGAGAACUGUCUCAACAAACCCACACCAAAAAGAGGCCCCCGUAAGAGAGCGACUGUGGACGUCCCGCCAUCUCGGCUGCCAUCCUCAUGAAGAUGCCGAAACCCAUGGUCACUUAUAUAUUUUUUGUAAUUACUAUAUUCUAGUUUGGAGUACUUGCUGUAGGAUACAAGCUGUCUUUGCACUAGCUCUAAAGAAGAAUUUCUUCUGGUUUUAGAGAACUGAUUUUGUUUUAGCAUUAAACUGUUGAAGUUUUGUACGUAGAUAUCUAGGUAUUGCAGUCAGGUUUGGAAGCUGCCGUACACUCACUGUUUAAACCUUUGAGGGGCUGUAUUAAUUUGUAUCGCCCUCACGGCUGACAAAAGCCUUUUUUUGUUUUGUUUUUUGUUUUUGUUUUGUUUUGUUUGGUAACUGUUGGGGAAUAAAGGCUUUUUAACCCAUUUUUGAAGAGGGUGAAGUUUGGAGAACAAAUUUUAAAACCAUCAGUCAUAUGAGCAGAUUUUUCUAGAUUGGGAAAAGGGAUAGAAGACACACACACACACACACACACACACACACACACACACACAAAGAAACUUGAAAUGGCUUUACUUUGGCUGUCUUUUCUUCUGUCUUGUGCAAGGAGAGUUUGUAACUUUUGGAACCGGAGCGCCUCGUUUGUUUAGCUGGGCGGUUAUGGCAGCUGAAGGCAAAAUGUGAGUUUUGAGUGACUAGGUUUUCAUACCAGCACAUCACUAUGCAUCCGUUCGAGGAAGAAAGAGGACGAAGACAAAGACUGCCUGCCUUGGAGGUCACUGAGGGAGACCUGUGCCUGAUUUCAUUAGGAAAUCCAUUCUGUUAUUUUUUUGGUGCUGUUGGCUACUUUAUCAAAAAAAAAAAAGAAAAGAAAAAGAAAAGAAAAAAAACCACAAAAAAUAUCAAAAAAAAAAAAAAAACAAAAAAACAAAAAACAACCCACCCUUCAAAUAGCAUCCUUGAGGAAAAGGAAAACAGUAGUUGAUUGUAAGUGCUUCCCUGUCAUCCAGUGCAAUUUCCUGACAUUCCACCUCCAUCUGCUUGUUUUCACUCACACAUCAGCAUUAAUUUUUGUUUAAAACAUACUUAGAGCCACUAAGUCUGCAGUUCUUUCUGAAUGUGAAAAUACAUCUGUGCUCAUCUUGUCUAUUUUCUCUCUUCAUGUUUUAACAAAAAAGAAAAAAAAAAGAUUCCCACCCCCUUUGUACAUAAUCCUGUAAAUUGUUUUAAAUACUUGAGCCUUUUCUUGGUGGGGGGAGGGGCGGGUGAGAAGAUGAAGAAAAGCCUUACAUUUCAGUUUCUUCAUCGGCUGGAUUGGAUGCUUACAGGGUUCUUCUUGUAACAUUUAUAAGUGCUGCUUACAUCACUCAACAACAACAAAACGUGGUAAUGGAGUAGCUGUUGCCCUUCUCCGGUUGUGUGUACAGUAUGUGUGGAAUAAAAAAGGGAAACUGUUUUCACAAGCUGUUCUUUGUUUCAUAAUUGGAUCAGUCCGUAGCUACCCACAUUGCACUGAGCUUGCCAGUGGUGACUGCCAGGAAUGUCCUAGGAUCCACUUUGGUGGAUGUUGUUGCAGAAGACUGAACUGUUUUGGAAUAUUUAACGAUUACAUAACAGUCGAGUGUUUUCCCAUGUGGUUGUCCAGUUUUUAUGGCCUUGCUGUGUACUUUUCCCUCUUUGACAGUAAACUUUCGCCUAUGGCUUACAGUUUGACAUUUAAUUUAUUAGCGCUGCUCUGCACCCCUCCCUCAAGAGGGAGGACUUCGUGUGGUUUAUUGCCAGUUUUUUGUUUACUUUUCAGGUUUGUACUACAAGGUUUAAUAAUAAAAACAAGUUUUUUGGA
This is a messenger RNA of Cricetulus griseus (Chinese hamster), 5428 nucleotides long. NCBI's taxonomy places the organism in Eukaryota, Metazoa, Chordata, Mammalia, Rodentia, Cricetidae. The record is from RefSeq and is a predicted model, not a curated record.